This is a messenger RNA of Opisthorchis viverrini, 1295 nucleotides long. RefSeq lists its product as hypothetical. The record is from RefSeq and is a predicted model, not a curated record. Lineage: Eukaryota; Metazoa; Platyhelminthes; Trematoda; Opisthorchiida; Opisthorchiidae. The transcript has 7 exons. The annotation marks the transcript as partial.
GACUCAUAUUUUCCAGUGACCACCUUGUCAGUCGGUGAGAUUUUGCGUGGUAUCUCUGUCGCCACUAAUCGGGAUGUGGCAGCCGACGUACUCAACAAGUCGGAAAAAAUGGACGAGAUCAUGUGGCAACUGAUCACUAUCUAUUUUGAUAUGCCUCCCACACAAUUUAUCCCGGCAUUUAUGUUGAAACUGAUGAAUCGCAUCGUGUCCGAACUGCAGUUCCCCCAGUUGUUUUCUUUCAGUGACUUGAGCGAAUCCCGAGACCGGAAAAAAUGGAUCGAUUUCUUUUCUUGCGUCUUGUGCUUUUUGCAGUUCAAGUCUCAUUUCAAAGUUGCAGACGAAAUAUACAAAGGUGCCAUUGCCAGAAAGAAUCGAUACUCAGAACUGUGCAACCUAGUCAGCAAGCGAGAAGAUGAGUUCACCACCAGGCAAGCCGAAAUCAUGGCUCUACAGGAGGCAAUCAGAAAGGUGAAGAUCCACUGUGAGGAAGCCACUUCCCGUUAUCGGAAGCUGGACAAUGAACAUUCAGGUCUAAGACAGCAAGUGAGCUCGAUGCAGGAUGACCUGUCGAGAAGGGUCGAGAACACGGAUAGAUUGCGACUGGAGAAUGCCGAACUGGAGGCGGAAUGUGAAAAAUCGAGUAAAAACAUUUUAGAGAACGUGGAUUCCCUCACUCGCUUCAUUCCGAAGAUCAAAGCCCAAUUGGAUGAAGUUGAAGUGGAAAUGCAUGUGCUGUUUGAGAGGCGGACCAAUCUGUUCGAAAGAACUACUGAGUUUCACCACUACGAGGCACUUUUGGACAAGCUUAACUUAGACGAUUUUUAUGUCCUGCUUGACAAAUACGUAUCCCUCAAACAGCAGGUAAAGACUUUGCAGCAACAAUUCGAUCAGACAGCUUCAGAGCUGGAGGCCAAACGGAUAGAGAAAGAAAAUUUGAGUCGGUCGUUGUCGGAGAUGCAGAACGAUAUGAUGCGACAGAAGCUUUUGUUAGCGAAGAAGAAAAAGGCUAUCCAAACAAACAGUAAAUGUGGGGCUAAGGAUCUUGCAGCGCUCGAACGGGAGGCAGCGGAAUUACAGGAGACGGUAAACAAGUCGCAACGAACCCUUACACUAACCGAAGAACAAAUCAAACUCGGUCAUGCGGAAAACGACAGGCUUGAUCAACAACUUGCACAGGCCGAUAAAUUGGCUGGUCAUCUAGCAGAGAUUCACAAGAAACUGAGAACAUUUAAAUGACUGUAUACUCCCCACUGUUCACACCAUACUAUUUUAUUAACUGUUUCGUAAUAAAUCAG